UGAAGGGCCUUAAAAAGGAUUCGCUUGCACAAAAACAACAAUAAAUAAGACGAGAAAGGAAGAGAAAGAGUUGGUAGUGAAAAAAUCUAAAAAAAAUAAUCUGAUAGCAGUUCCAAGCAUCUGAAGCAGCAGGCGGCCAGCAACAACACUGACCACAAAAAAAAACCAAACCGCAUUGGUCCUGCCAAAGGAGGCCUUAGAAAAAUUACAAUUUUCGCAAUAAUUCGGAGUGUUAAACACGUCGUGGUUGUCGUCGGUUACGCUCGAUCUAGUCCUUGGUCGCCAGCCUAGUCCAAGUAGCGGUCGCUCGAAACCGUCAUCGAUAUUACUCAUUGCGGUCGUGUUCGUGGUCGUCGUCUUUAUCGGAUAUUGGAUAUCGGAAAUUGGAACGCCAAAUCGUAUCGAAUUUGAUUGUCUAAGUGUGAGUGUGUGUGUACGGGUGCGCGUGUGUCUGUGUGUCUCUCUUUCAUUUCAAAUGUUGUUGUCUGCUGGUAGCCACUGCAAACCGUAGCCGAAUGCGAAUCCAAAUUACAUGCAAAAUAAAUGGGUACAAUGAGGCCAAAUAAAUACGAUGUUACCACAGCUUACGGUCUAUGCCAAGAUUAUUUACCUCCUGAUGGUGGUGAUUUCGGGUGCAUUAUGUACAGUAGAAGAUUAUGUAAUAAUGUCACAGUGUGCACACAACAAAGCCAUAUAUUUAGCCGCCGAAGGAACAGUCUCAGUGACAGAUAUCUCACAAACACAAAAUAUAACAAUAGUCGGCCGCCCGGAUUUUGUGAACGAAGAUUUCAAAAUAGCCCUGUACGCAAAGGAAACACAAAGGUACCUGUGUUUCAACGAUCAUUGGAAACUAGUUGGAAUGAAAGAACUCCAAGAUACCUGCUAUUUCAACGAAGCCAUUGUCCACGGUUAUUUCGUUUUCAGCUCCGUUGUCGAUCGGCGGCGACGCAUCGGCUUCACGCAACGCGGUAGAGCUGUCGGUCCCAAGAAGGUCGUCAACGAUGCCUGUUACAUGUUCACCAAAAUACCAACUGAUCAGUUUUUCCAUCAGCACAAUCAGUUUUUCCAACAACAGCAACGCGUUCGGGCCACCACCGCUCGGGCGCCACAGUCCGAGGAACACCUGGGCAGUGGCAUGGGCCGUGGCAGCGGCAGCGGCAGUGGCCGGCCAAAUCGCCACCGGAAUCAGCAUCGUAACGAGGAUUCCUCAAAUCGCCAGCAGCAACAUGGCAAAAAAUCCAAGCUGCACAGUAGCGGAGCGGGUCAGGGUACGCGCAAGCGGCAGCAUCAACAGCAGCGUCUGCAACAGAUGCGUGGCGGCGGAGAUUCCAAAAAUAGCACUUACUUAAGUAGUUCUAGGCAACACAAUGUAGAAUUAGGCCAAUAUGGCGCCCAUAAUAAUCAUAGCGGUAAACAUCAUAACCACUCUCAACCUCAGUAUAGUCAUCACCAUGCGGCUAGGCAUCAUCACAGCAGCAGCAGCAACGAUUCGCGUAGGCAUCAUCAUUAUGAGCAGAAGCAAAAGUCAAGAGCGCAUCACAAUCGCAUGCGUACUAGUCCCUCUACAGCAGCAGCAACAACAACAACAUCGACAACAUCGACAACCCUGAUGUCCACCAUGCCAAGCAAGUCCUCAAUGGCGCCCAACAGCACAACCCGGACAACCACCAUUGCUUCCACUUCCCUGGCUGAUGUACCCCCAGUGCCCUCGGAGCAGGGAACUUUCCCGACAAGCUCUACAAGCACUACCACAACAACAAUGGCAAGCCAUCACGACAGUCUGAGCACUUCCAUGGGUCACAAACACAAGGGCCGAAGAAGAAAAGCCCAUCGCAAGCAUGGCCUCCACAAAUCCCAAACCCAAAGCCAGGGAAGCAAUACCCAACAUGACAUCUCGCCGGAAUCUUCAGCCGCUACCGAGGAGACCGCCGAGGAAGAUGAGGAUCUAACCACAGAUUUCAGCACUUGGCCACAGUUGGAGCUAACCUCGGCCCAGGAUUUUCCAGGUUCUGUGAAACCCACAUCGGCCAGCCUACCCAGCUGGGAGACCUGGUAUCCCUCAUCAGUCUCGACGGCAACUUUCGAGCAGGAAAGCUCCUCCGAUUAUGCAUUUAGUUCGAUAAGUUCCAAGGAGCCCAAAGAGGAGGGUUACAAAAAGCUGGGCGUUUCCGUCUCAUCUCCAUUGCCUUUAAAUUAUGACAUAAGUCCAGGGACAAUGUCACUGCCAUAUCCAGCACCAACAACCACAACAGCAGCCUUUCCUGCCAGCUCCUUGGUCAGGCAGGAAGAUCCUCCAAAAUCAAAUGAUUUGCUCCCACAAAAUACCUCAAAACAGACGGAAGCCAAGGAGCAGCAACAGCGUCUGGAGGAUGAAAUGAACAAUGAAUUCAAACUGCAUUUGGCCGGCAACACAAGCAGCAGCAGUCUUAACCAAAGCGAAGAGCAGGAUUCCAGCAGUGAGGAAGUGGAGGAGACUUCUGCCCCGGAUGACAAUGAAGAUGAGGCCAUUGCCAGCACAAUGGCCAGCAAACUAAGUGAUGUGCCCGAGCUAACGGUAACUUCAACGAAUAAUUUGAUGACUGAUUAUAUUUAUGCCACAAGGACUGUACCCCUUACCGGGAAUCACAAAGUAAGCAGACAUAGGCACUCACAUGAACCGGCAAGGCAUCCCCAUAAUGCCAUGCAACAUCACAAGGAUAAGUUGGCACUACAGCAAAAGAUACGCCUCGAAAAUGGUCUAAUUACCACACCAAACACAAGCACGACAACAACCACAACAGCCAGCUCUUUUGCCGCCAACCCCUCAACAAGUCAGGCCACAUUGGGCGCCAACUCAAAGCAUGUUCCACAAAGCCUUAAUACUUUUAGCGAUUUGGAAUCAUCUCUGCCGGAGAUAACAGCCAAUACUUUAAGCUCAACCACUACUAGAUUAAUAACAGCCAUGCCAACCUUAGCCACAGCCAUGAGCCCCAGCAGCAGCAGCAGCACUCCCAGCUCCAGCACCAUCACCUCGCCCAGUCAAACCACAACCCGUAAAACGUUACGCAAAUCCACACAAAAACUGCUGGCCACACCAUUUCAUCAGCUAACCUAUGUACGCAAUGAGGCCGGCGAAAUUGAUAUCGAUAGUUUGGAUAACAUCAGCAUGUAUCCCGAUCUAGAGGAUAAUGAGAACGUGAAUGGUGAUGGAGAAAUGCAGCCACAUCAUCGGACCACAAGUCGUUUCACCAUGAUCAGUGGUUAUCAUCAUCAGCAGCAGCAGCAACAUCAUCCCUCAACGGCGGCGGCCACAUCGGCCUUGCCGGAAUCAAUACGUAUAGCUAAAAUUAAAAUUAAUCGAGAACGUAAACGUAUGUUACGUCUACGUAACAUUGGGGGUUAUAAUGCGUAACUAGAAAGGGUAUGAUGGGGAGGAGAAGGAGAAAACGAAAAAAAAGAGAGGGUUUAACUUUGCGGAAAUAAGUCUGGCAAUGCUGAGGGUUUUUUUGCUGAGAAAAGAGAGGGCAAAUGGCUCUCUUUAAGAUGGGCAAGUUGCACGGGGUAUACGCUUUCAGUAACUGAGAAAGGUGGAUGA
Musca domestica (house fly) is the source of this 3574-nucleotide messenger RNA. RefSeq lists its product as uncharacterized. The transcript is spliced from 5 exons. Gene Ontology annotation, molecular function: growth factor activity. The record is from RefSeq and is a predicted model, not a curated record. NCBI's taxonomy places the organism in Eukaryota, Metazoa, Arthropoda, Insecta, Diptera, Muscidae. The coding region runs from base 572 to 3391 and encodes 939 amino acids.